Lucilia sericata (common green bottle fly) is the source of this 748-nucleotide messenger RNA. Its product is annotated as cysteine-rich DPF motif domain-containing protein 1. Lineage: Eukaryota; Metazoa; Arthropoda; Insecta; Diptera; Calliphoridae. The coding region runs from base 143 to 676 and encodes 177 amino acids. The transcript has 2 exons. The record is from RefSeq and is a predicted model, not a curated record.
CAGCGUUAUAAACAGCUGAGUUUCUAAAAUAAAGUGAAAAAAAUAAAAACAACAACUUAUAAAAAUAUACAGAUUUCAUUAGAUUAAUAUAUUUCGUUCUCAUCACCAAAAUAAAAUCAUUUUAUUAACAACUACAAAUAAAAUGUCAUUUGACAGUGCAAAACCUUCCUGUUCUAAAACGCUUAAGGAAGAAUCUCUCAAAAAACAUCACAACGACACAAAUGAUGGCAAUUUGGAAUUAUAUAUUAAAAAUGAUAAAGCUGAAAUAGAACUUUUGGAAUCCAACGAUAAUACAAAAGCUAACGAUCAAGAAGAAAAACCACAAGAUGACGAACGUAUUGCUAAAAUAAAGUUCCAUUGCUCCAGUUGUGAUAUGGAGGAAAUGGUGCAUUAUUUUGGUUUGGAGCCGAAUUUUGUAUUUGGUAUAAAAUUCAAUGAACCCACCUACUUAAUGAGAGAUCCAUUUCAAGCACCACCACCCAGAUGGAAGCCUAAGGCAGAAUAUUUUGUGGCCUUAGGAGGCCAUUGUAAAUUAUGCGAUAAGGUAGUUUGUAAGGAUAGUGAAUGUAGUUUCUUUUAUAUAAAUUCCUAUUGUUUAAGUUGUGUUCGCAAAGUAGCCAACACAUUUCCCCAGGACAUACAACAGAAAUUAAGAAAACAAUUAGCCAUGCUUUAAAAGUGUUUGUUCAUUUUGUAACAAAUGAAGGAUUUAUAAAAAUAGUUUUUAUUCAGAGUUUUUAAAAGUUAA